Molecule: messenger RNA, 1908 nt
Organism: Eruca vesicaria subsp. sativa (arugula)
Lineage: Eukaryota; Viridiplantae; Streptophyta; Magnoliopsida; Brassicales; Brassicaceae
Source: the annotation of a GenBank genome assembly
GUGGCUGCUAGCUUUCUCUCUUUCCUCUGUGUCUCCUCCAAACUCUGCACAGCUAAUUCGCAUACCCUCCUUGGUGUUAACUUAAAAGCUUGUAAUAAUGCUUCUUCUGUUUGAGACUCCCGGAGGUUUCGCUAUUUUUAAAGUAUUAAAUGAAGGGAAGCUCUCUAAUGUUGAGGAUUUGGGCAAUGUGUUUUCCUCUGCAGAGUCAGCUCGAAAGAUGGUGAAGCUAAAAGCUUUUGACAAGUUUGACAACACUUCCGAAGCUCUUGAAGCAGUAGCUAAACUAGUUGAAGGAACACCCAGCAAGGGUCUCCGUAAGUUUCUGAAAGCUAACUGCAAAGGUGAAACCUUAGCCGUUGCUGAUUCGAAGCUUGGAAACAUUAUCAAGGAGAAACUGAGUAUAGACUGUGUUCACAACAAUGCUGUUAUGGAGCUUUUGCGUGGUGUGAGAAGUCAGCUUUCCGAACUUAUAUCUGGAUUGGGGGAACAAGAUUUGGCUCCAAUGAGCUUGGGGUUGUCUCAUAGUCUUGCUAGAUAUAAACUAAAGUUCAGUUCUGACAAGGUUGAUACUAUGAUAAUCCAAGCUAUUGGUUUACUUGAUGAUCUUGACAAAGAGCUAAACACUUACGCUAUGAGGGUUCGUGAAUGGUACGGUUGGCAUUUUCCUGAGCUUGCUAAGAUCAUAAGUGACAACAUCUUGUAUGCCAAGUCUGUAAAGUUAAUGGGAAACAGGAUCAAUGCCGCAAAGUUAGACUUCUCUGAGAUAUUAGCUGAUGAAGUGGAAGCUGAAUUAAAGGAGGCUGCUGUUAUAUCUAUGGGAACUGAAGUCAGUGACCUUGAUUUGCUGCACAUUAGGGAACUUUGCGACCAGGUUCUGUCUCUUGCUGAGUACAGAGCUCAGCUUUAUGACUACUUGAAGAGCAGAAUGAACACAAUCGCACCGAACCUAACUGCCCUUGUUGGGGAGCUUGUUGGUGCUCGUCUUAUCUCUCAUGGUGGUAGUUUAUUAAACCUUGCAAAGCAACCUGGGAGCACUAUUCAGAUUCUUGGAGCUGAGAAAGCCUUAUUUAGAGCCUUGAAGACCAAACACGCCACACCAAAGUACGGUUUAAUCUACCAUGCGUCUGUAGUUGGCCAAGCUGCACCGAAGCACAAGGGUAAAAUCUCACGGUCACUAGCUGCUAAAGCUGCUCUCUCUAUUCGUUGUGAUGCUCUUGGUGAUGGGGAAGACAACACUAUGGGAGUGGAGAAUCGUUUAAAGCUUGAAACACGGUUGAGAAGUCUAGAAGGGAAAGAUCUAGGACGCUUGUCUGGCUCAUCUAAAGGCAAGCCAAAGAUUGAAGUUUAUAACAAGGAUAAGAAGAUCGGAUCUGGAGGUCUGGUCACUGCUGCUAAGACUUACAACACUGCUGCAGACUCUAUUCUUGUACAAACUCCUGACUCAGCUGAGAAUGGUGUCAAAGAGAAGAAAGAUAAAAAGAAGAAGAAGAAGGCUGAUGCAGAGGAAGAAGAAGAAGAAGAAGCCAAAACUGAGGAAUCUUCAAAGAAGAAGAAGAAGAAGAGUAAAACAGAAGUAGAACCUGAAGCUGAAGAAUCUGCAAAGAAGGAGAAAAAGAAGAAGAGAAAGCACGAGGAAGAAGAAACUGAAAUGCCUGCCAAGAAGAAAGAAAAGAAGGAGAAAAAGAAAAAGAAGAGUGAGGUCUGAAGAGAGGGUUUAAAGUUUUUGAAUUGCUUAGUUUAUUAUCUUUAAUGUUUUGUUAUGCUUCUGAUUUAGUUGUCACUUUUAGUUAUCCGAAACUUUAUGAACUAUGUUCAUCGUUUUGUAAGUUUGUGUCUGUUCUAGUGACUUUCCAAGAACCUUGCAUUAUAAGUUAACGGAUUUAACCAAAUAAAAUAACCAGGGUUAAC